ACCCAUGAACGACCUAAGUAGUCCCUCUUCUGGUUUUCUCUUCCCGAGACCACGUGUCCUUUGACAAUUUACAACUCAGAAAACAGUGAAAGGGGCAAUGAUUAUUUUAAAAUGUUACUGUAAAAAUGUUCUUGGUACUAAAUGGAAAUAGCACUCUUUCAAAAUGGCCUUCGUUUCUCUUCGUGUCCAGAGAAUCACCGCAUAUUUAUUGGUCAUUGUYUGYGUGGUCUUGGUUUAUCAAUUUUAUAAUCAUGGACAGCUAGUGCGAGGAAAGCGACUGCGCAGAAUUAAAUCUGUGGAGAGAGACAAAAGAGCAACGGCUAAAUGGGAUUUGAAAGAAGAAUUGCGGAUAAGCAAAGAGAAUGCGUCAAAGAUCCAUGAACAGAAAAGUUUACUUCUACAAGAGAUUAGUUCAUUAAAAGUCAAAUUAACGAAUUACUUGGCGGUGAACCGUAGGUUAAGAUACAAUAUCCAAAGCUUGAGAAAGAAAGCGGAAAAUGCCAAAACCGAGAUCGCCAAGUUGACGUCACAGAAAGUYGAUUUGAUGGAAGUUAUAGAAACCAUCAACAAGAGUAAACUACGUCACGAAAGCGAYCAACCAUCUCCCACAGAUGACGGAAGUAAUGUUUUGCACAAACCGUCUAUAGCAGAAAACCUUCCCUUUAAYAGCUUUGCAAAGACUCAUAUUUAUGAACCCGACAGCCAACCUAGACCGAAAGAAUACAUGUUCAGAGGGCAGAAUGUGAAAACUAGAACAAUCAGGUCUCCAAGAAGACACAUUUUUCAAAUAGAAGACAAAAUCAUUGACAUGAUUAACUCUAACCAGUCAUUAGCYUUGACCAGGGAGGAUUUCUUGGAUGGUGUCUACCGUUAUGAUAUCAACGGAGGAGCCGAUUACGAGUUUUACUUCCGAUCUCCACGUAAAACCAACACUGUUAUACCAGURAGGGUCUGGCGAGAACUUUCAAAGCCUARUGUACAAAUUCUCAACAGUAAUAAAAAAAAGCUAGAUGAAACAAUCAAUCUUGUUCUACCCCUUUCUGGGCGUCUGGAGAGAUUUCAAAACUUCAUCGAACUAUUUGUUGAUGUUUGCAUCAAAAAAGACAAAAAUGUUUAUUUAACUGUUGUUCUCUAUGGGGAAAAAGACUUCAAGACGGUGAAAACGAUCCUCCAAGGACUAGAAAAGGACUAUGGGUUCCGUAAAUAUGAACUGGUCAUGCGAGACAAGGAGUUCUCACGGGGUCGYGCGCUUCACGAUGGAGUGAUCUACUGGAAGGGACAAGAUCCUAAUGUUCUUAUGUUUUUCUGUGAUGUAGACAUAACGUUCAGUGCGGAGUUUCUACGUCGUUGUAGAACGUAUAGUGAACCGGGUAAACAGGUUUACUAUCCGAUAGUUUUUAGUCUUUAUAAUCCAAAGAAUGUCUAUGCGGAUGGUAGUAUACCGGAACAGGAAGCACAACUGAAGAUAGAUCGUAGCAACGGUUUCUGGCGAACCUAUGGUUUUGGAAUGACAUGUCAAUAUCGGUCCGAUUAUCUUAAAGUCGGAGGAUUUGAUUUGAGUAUUGAAGGUUGGGGAUCAGAAGAUCAGCAACUAUACGCUAGAUAUCUUGAAAAACCCGGAUAUAGGAUCAUUCGAGCCCCUGACCGAGAUCUUUUCCACUUCUACCACGAGAAGUACUGUGAUCCAAACCUGAAAUGGGACCAGUACAGGUCUUGCUUGGGAUCCAAAGCCAAGACAGAAGGAACCCCAGCUCAGAUUGCCAUCCAGCUGACCAGACUUCGAGAAAAAUACGAAGGAUUCGAAAGGAAUGAUUGAUUACUUUUUUUGCAGGGAUGGGGGGUAAACUGGCUUUUCUUUAAGUGUAGAAAUAUAUAUUGGGAUAAUUAUUGAUGUAUUUUGAAUAUUUUGCCAAGUUAAAUAAAUUACAUAAAUUUGAAUUAUAAGAAAUAUAUUCCUUGUACCGUUCAAGAUGAGCGCGAGUACACACUCUUAGAGCGUCUACGGUUAGUUUUGAUUUUCGCAAAUAAUUUGAGGUGCAGGAGCCAAUCAAAAUCCAGGAUUUGUGAUAGUCUGCAGAUUGUGGUGAAAUACUGAUAUGUUGAUGCUAAAGUGCGCUACUCCAGACUAGUCCCUAAUCCCUUACAGACAACGUGACUUGUAGUCUCCUCGCAGCCAUAUUCUUAGUGGCGGUCUCUGGGCUCCCUGUCCCCUGCCCCACAGACAGACAGAAGACAGGGAGCCCACCACUAAAAACGCCUGCGACGAGACUACAAUAGGUGACUUGUACCACCAAAAAGAAAACAAA
Molecule: messenger RNA, 2306 nt
Organism: Exaiptasia diaphana
Lineage: Eukaryota; Metazoa; Cnidaria; Anthozoa; Actiniaria; Aiptasiidae
Product: chondroitin sulfate N-acetylgalactosaminyltransferase 2
Exons: 3
Coding region: 164-1816 (550 amino acids)
Cellular component (GO): Golgi cisterna membrane
Molecular function (GO): glucuronosyl-N-acetylgalactosaminyl-proteoglycan 4-beta-N-acetylgalactosaminyltransferase activity
Source: RefSeq, a predicted model, not a curated record